Messenger RNA from Solanum tuberosum (potato), 2595 nucleotides. RefSeq lists its product as uncharacterized. The record is from RefSeq and is a predicted model, not a curated record. The coding region runs from base 1782 to 2555 and encodes 257 amino acids. The transcript has 2 exons. Lineage: Eukaryota; Viridiplantae; Streptophyta; Magnoliopsida; Solanales; Solanaceae.
ACUAGUAAUUUAGAAGGGGGGGGAGAAUUAAAGAGCUAGUAAGAAUUGGUUGGGAGAAAUUGAAGAAGAAUUCGGGUAUUUAUAGUUUAGAAUUAGGGCUGAAGCGUAAAAAUUGAUAGGGGUAGUACUUUUUUUUGGUGGGAGGGGGAGGCUGAAAGACUAUUUUUGGUCAUUGCCAACUACUAGUAAAAAAACUUUUGAAUUCGAGUGGCGUGGCCCCAUUCCAUGCCCAAAUUCCAUCUCACCCCAUCCAGAUGGUAAUGGGCCGGGCCGGGACCGUAAUGGGCCAUCCCACCCCACUAGACAACCCUACUUUGCACAAUAGCCAUUAGAAAUUCCCAUUUAGUAAGUAAUUUUAACUUGUAUUCUCAGGUUGACCAUUACAGUAACCAUGAGUAUCAAGUAUAUUUGUGGAUAUAAAUUUAAACAUGAACUCAAGCUCACCUCUUUCGAAGACGAGGGAUCAGAUAACUAGCUACUGGAUUAGCAAAUGAUGUCUAGGGCAUCGUGAGUAAUAGAUCCUAGUUAAUGUGAUUGAAUUUCUACAUGGAGAUUUUGUAUCACCUUAAUAGGUAUACCUCUUGAUGCUCGCUGGUCACACAUUAUUUGUUUGUAUGCAUAUGUGUCAUAGACAUGAUAUUGGUUAGGGGUCUAUCCCACCAUGAGCAAAGAAGGAGAUGUUGGAUUUCCGAUAUGGGUCGUGGGUCGCUCUACGUGGGCAAAUGACCCGAAUGUAAGAGAUAAAAUAAAAAAAUAACCUCCCAGAGAGCAGUGUUAUGAAUGGCAAGCGCCAUUCGCCAAAGGCGAUAUGGCGAGGCGAGGCGAGCCAUUCUCGCCAUUCUUCACUGAGGCGCGGCGAUCCCAAAAAGGCGACCAUAUGGCGACGUAAAUGGCGGCGCCAUUUUGUUUUUAAAUUUUUAAAAAGCUUUGACUUAAUAAUAUUAGUCAAAAUUAGUUUUUUUUUUUUCCAUUUUCAAACUUUCAUCAAUCAGUCGCGUUUUUUUUCUCCUUGCGAUCUCUUCUCCUCGCGUCUCUUCUCCACGAGUUGCUGCUCCUCUUCAGCUCUUCCCCUCGCUGCCUCGCGUCUCUUCUCCUCCUUCAUCGCACCAGUUGCUGCCAGCCGCCAGGUAUACUCUUUUUUUUCUUCUUCUUUUCAGUUCUUUUCUUCUCUUCUUUUUUCGUUUCUUCUCUUCAAGUUCAGUCCUCUUCUUCGUUUCUCUUUCUUCUUUCUUUUUGAGAUACAGUAGCUUGCUGCUUUCACUGCUCUGUUUUUUUCCUCUGUUUUAUUGUUCAGCUGUUACUGCUUACUGCCUUCAGUGGUUGUUGUCUAUAAUUUAAAAAAACUGCUAUGUUUUUCUCCUCUGUUUUAUUGUUUUACUGCUCUGUUUUAUUGUUCAGCUGUUGCUUACUGCCUUCACUGGUUGCUGUCUAUAAAAAAAAAAUUAAAAAAAUUCUUCUAUAAUUAUUUAUUCAUUUGUUCAUAAACAGUGAAUUGACUGAAUUUAAUGGCGGAUGCUAGCAAAAAGAGGGACAUUGGAUGGAAUUAUGGUACCCAAGGAGCAACGAAAGAUUCAGUUAAUUGUAACUUUUGUGGGAGUACUUUUAAUGGUGGAAUAACUCGACACAAGCAACAUUUAUUGGGUGGUUUCAAGAAUGUUAAACAAUGUACAGCUUGUCCAUCGGCGAUUAGAGAAGAAGUAAGGGCUUAUAUGCAAAAUAAAAUCGCUAAUAAUCCCAAAUUUCAAGUGAGGUAGCCGGAAGAAUAUAUUGAUAUUGAUGAUAUGGAUGAAUAUGCGGAAAUGAUGCCUCCCUCCAAAACUCCAAAGAAAUCUUCUAGUGGAGGUGCAUCAUCCACCGCGCGGAAAGGCCCUAUGAAUCUCUAUUUUCCGCAGAAAUCAACACAAAAAGGAGGCUUUGAAAAAGGAGGAGGAAUUGAUGAAACAAAGAAAAUUCUAAGAGAGCGUGCGGUAAGUGCUUUCGCAAUAUGGAUGUAUGAUGCGGGGCUCCCUUUUAAUUGUGUCAAUCACAAAUCAUUUAAUAAAUUUAUUGAGACAGUAGGACAACAUGUCCCCGGAAUGAAGCUUCCUACAUUCCUUGAAGUUAGAGUUACUCACCUAAAAAAAGAGGUGGAGAAAGUGGAAAAAAUUGUUGAUGAGCAUAAAGUGCAAUGGACAAAGUUUGGAUGCUCCAUUAUGAUGGACAAAUGGACGGCACGAAAUGGUAAAAUGAUCAUCAAUAUUUUGGUGAAUUCUCCAAUCGGUAGUGUAUUUCUUGGUUCUGUUGAUGCUAGCAAUGAAUCUACCGAUUCCACCAAAAUGUAUAAGUUGUUUGAAAGCACUAUUGAAAGAAUUGGACCGGAAAAUGUUGUACAAAUUGUCACUGAUAAUGCUAGUGAGAAUGUUAAAGCGGGAAGCAUGAUGAUGGGUGCGUACCCACACAUUUAUUGGACUCCAUGUGCCGCUCAUUGCAUCAACUUGAUGUUUGGUGACAUAUUCAAGUUUUUAAGAAGGCCAUCAGAAUCCAUUCUUACAUUAGUCAAAGGCCAUUGUUGUUAAACUUGAUGAGAAAAUUCACCAAGGAAAGAAAUUUGGUGAA